This is a messenger RNA of Papaver somniferum (opium poppy), 3110 nucleotides long. RefSeq lists its product as uncharacterized. Bases 585 to 2654 code for a protein of 689 amino acids. Lineage: Eukaryota; Viridiplantae; Streptophyta; Magnoliopsida; Ranunculales; Papaveraceae. The record is from RefSeq and is a predicted model, not a curated record. The transcript is spliced from 3 exons.
ACGAAUGUGAAUACAUACAGUGAGGAAGAAUUAAAAGCGUACGAAACUCAGUUUAUCUUUAUCCUCUUCCUUUUUCUUUCUCCCCUUAUUAUUAACUUUUUCCUUCUAAAUUUCAGAGCAACUCAGUACUCUUUCUUUCUGAUUCUAGCUCCCUUUAUCUUUUCCUUCCCUGCAAAAGAAGAAGAUUCUUGCCUGCCCAGGUAUUCUUUUCUUUGUUUUCAGACUUCCUUUUGAUAAUUUAAUACAACCCAAAUCAAAAAAAUAAGCACACAGUUGUAAUUUUAGUUUGAUUUAAAUGAGAAAUUUUUUGAUUGUCAUUCACUCAUCAUUUGUAGUAGAAGUGUUGCUUGUUUUAUGGCUUUUUGAAGCUUAGUUGCAGUACACAUACAGCAAAGAAUUCAAUUUUUAGUUCCUUUAAUUUUUUUGUUGCAGAAAAUUUCUUCCUUUUCUUCUUCUUCUUCUUCUUCUUCAGUUUUUGUUUAUUGUAAUUUUUAGAAUUUUGUGAGUUCUGAGGGGAUUUCUGAUUGAUGAUUUUAGAAAUUUGUGAAUAUUCAUAAUUUGUGGUGGGAGGAUCUGAAAGAAAAAUGGAGGAGGAGAAACAAUUAGAUUUCAAUGCACCGUUUUUAUCAGUCCGGCGGUUUUCGUCUCCUUCACAGAGAAACAAGAACGAGAAUAGUAAGAAAUCAUCUUCAAUUCCUUCUCCUUAUCCUUCUUAUUACAAACCGGAGUUGAAGUCCGGGCCGAUUAGAAAUGCCGGUGCUGUUCCGUUCAUGUGGGAACACACACCAGGCACACCCAAGGAUGAAAUUAAUACAAAUCAGGGCCUAUUCGUUUCACCGGAAGUCCGGCCAGCGGUUGCUCCGAAGCUCCCACCAGGUAGGGUGUUAGAAAUUAAACGGCGGGUACCACCGGAGAAGAAAGAAUUCAUCAAAGAACAACAACCCAAGAAUGAAGUAGUUAAGGUACAGUCUCAAAUGAAGAAAUUUGUUACUUCUAACCGCCGGAGUAAACUGAGGGGGGACGAUAAUAAUGCCAGUAAAUUGGAGAAUUUGAAAGAUGUUCAGGUGACGGGACAAAAGGGCGCUUUGGGUUCAGAGGGAGACGAUGAUGAUGCAUUCAUAGACGCGCAGGACACAUUAUCGAGAAGUGAAUCGUUUUUCUUCAAUUGCAGUAUAAGUGGUGUGAGCGGAUUAGACGGUUCGGCAGACGCUAAACCGCCUUCUGGUACAUUUGCAACUGAUCUGAAGACGAGAGAUUUCAUGAUGGGUCGAUUCUUGCCUGCUGCAAAAGCAAUGGCUUCUGAUACACCACAGUAUGCUCCUAGGAGGCAAGCUGUUGCAGCGCGCGAACCAUCUCCGAGACAAUUGCCAAGAGUGCCGAUGAAUGAGGAGAAUGCAGGUAAUUUACUUCAGAUUACGCCGUAUGCGGAGCCAAAAUUCGCCGAGGAUGUCAGUGAGGACGAAAGCGAAGAUGAUGGGGAUGAUUACAGCGAGGCGGGGGAUUCAUUAUCAAAAGGAUGUGGGUUAUUUCCUCGGCUUUGUUUAAGGAGUUCGGCAUGUCUGUUAAAUCCAAUCCCUGGGAUGAAAGUUCGCAGCCAUACACCCUUACCUUCUGCUCGUCAGGUUAGCGCGUGGACAAGAAGCGAAAAAUAUCGAUUGCACAUCCGAAGUAACGAUGAGAAAAAAUUGGAAACCGUCUAUAAACACAAAUUGAUUACCGGCCUUAGACAAAUUGAUGAUGAAAAUAAGCUUAGAAGUGAAUCCAAUGAGCUUGUGUGCUGGAGUGGUUCCCAAACAACUGAUGGUUCAUAUAAGAAUGGACUUUCAGGGGAUGUCGGAAUAUCACCUUACCGAAAUGAAGCCACACAGUCUCCCUUCAGGGAAGGAGCUGGUUUUCUUGGAGUUCCUAACCAAGUUGUUAAUUCGAAGGAUACACGUUUUGAUCCGUAUACGAAAGGCAGUCCAAAUAAAGUAGUAUCUCAUCGAGGUUCAGGUUCCAUGAGCCCUGCAGCUGAGAAAACACUGUAUAUUGAUUCAGUCCUUUUGUUAGAAGCUCCGAAUUCUUGCUCGAGUUCUUCAGAUUACAAGGAUUUCAAGGACAAUGAUUCUCAAAUUGUGGUGAGAAGUCAGGGGCUGGAAGAGACUUCUCUUGCAGAAUUGUUUCUUCAAGAUAACAACGACGAGUUGGAUGUUUCAAGGAAAGGAAGUGUGUCAGAGCCGAAAUCGUCAGAGUUUGUUAGUAGUGAACAUAAUUUUUCCACGGAUAAAUCGAAUCACGAAGAUAACGUGGAGGUACUUAAAAAAGUUGAUAAUGCUGAUGAUGAAGCUAGGUUCUUGGUGUGUUCGAAUGUGCCUACGAUUGGAAGCCUAGAGUUUGACAAGCCAGAGCCUGUAAGUACUGAAAAUGAAGGAAAUCUGAGUCUCGUUUGUUUUCUGGCUCCUCUGCCACCUCCCUUGCCAAAGUCACCUUCAGAGUCUUGGCUGUUGCGGACAUUGCCUUCGGUUUCCUCGAGGAAUGCUGCUCAAUUCUCUAGAAAGCAGGCGCUUAAGAGAUUCUCCAAUGAUCCCAAGUGGGAAACCAUUGUUAAAACUUCGUAUGUGAACAACAGCAACUCGCGAUUUUCUGAGGGACUCAAAAAACCUGCAAUGCAGUAAUUGGAAACUUAAAUGGCAGUGCAAAAGAUCUGUUACAUCUAGCCCCCAACCUCAGUCAUAUGCUUUGAACUCGCAGCUGGCAGUUUGAUGGUAUCAAAGGUAACACUAGUAUUUCAUCUUUGUUCCUUGUCGAUGCUAAUUCUCAUUCUUUCGUUUUGGACACCAAGAAUUCCAAAUGGAAGCCGUGGGGUGACCAAGAAUCCCUCUGCUACCUUCCAAUAGAUACUAACCUCAGGCCACCCAAAAUAUAGUUUUGAGUACUAGUUACCAAAUUCAAACAUCUCUGUUUAGUGCUUCUAUUUUUUCUUAGUUUCGAUCAUAUUUGUAAAUGCAUCAGCAGCAUCCAUUAUUUCCUCAGUAAAGAGUAUAUACCGCUGCCAAUGGUAAAUGUACAUGUUUAUCCUCAGUACUCUUGAAUCUCAUGAAAAGCAUAUAAAUAAAACAUUCUUGCGUUUA